CGUACAAUCUCAUAUGUUAACAAUGUUUUCUCUUCUCCUUAUCUACAUAUUCAGCGAUUCCUGGUACGAAAUCGGCAAGUUCUGGUUUUACUUCUUCAACCAUCCCCAUUGUUGAAGCUACAACUCAAGCUUCUACCAGUGCUACCACUCCUGCCACCCCUCCCAUCCCUCCUCAGCUUGUUCCUUCUUACGCCAUAUCAAGCUUCAACUACACCAAGGUUAACAAUGGCGAACCUACAACAUUGGUUUGUGUCGUGACAGGAUCACCUCUACCGACCUCUGAAAACAUCACAGUCACCGAUGCAGCCGGUGCACAUGAAGGGAUUGUCCUUGUGGAGACCAAUGUCACUGAAUCAACCAGGACAUCCGCGUAUCGGGUUAGGGUGAGUCUGGAUGAGAUACCUCAGAACUUCACGUGUCUUUUGCGCAGACCGGACGGGGAAAGUGUCUCGAAAGAUCUGACUGUCUCUGUUUAUGAACCUCUAAGCUUUGUUGAAUGUAACAUACUGGUCCAAGAGAUGACAUCUCACUCGAUCACCUUACGCUGGACACCUUGGAAUGAGACUUAUGAUCAUGGUGAUGGGCCAGUGAUUGGAUAUCGAGUCUACUACAACACACCCGGACAGGAUGACAUAGCUAGGGCUUCAAGAGAUCUCCUCAGAGAAACAACUUUCGCCGUCACUAAUUUGACACGGGACACAGAGUAUGAUUUCAGAGUGACUGCUUCUAGAGAGGGGCGAGCGGGAGAGGGGAUGUACAGCUCAGCAGAAAGAGCUAGGACAAAGUGUACUGCACCUUCUGAGGCGCCUGUUCUGUCUGUGAGAAACAAAGGUCUAACAACCAUCACUUUGGAUUGGGAGGUAAUACCAGAGGAAUCAUGGGGAUGCAGUGCCCUUUCUGGAUUAGAAAUCAAUGUUAGCACCAAUGGACAGAAUGGCUUUCCUCGAACCUUGUCAUUCAAUACUACGCCGAGUACUGCUAACAUUGAACAGCUAGUGGAUUGUACUACGUAUAACAUCAACGCAGCAUUUAGAAACAAAGACGAGUUAGGGAUCUCUUCAGAAAUAUUGUCAGUGAGCACGUAUUUGAUACGACCCGCAGGUGUAGAAGCCUUACAGAUGUCACCUUCAACCACACAAAUUGAAGUGAGCUGGGAACCGUCAUCUAGUCAAUGCUCCCCUGACUACUAUAUCAUGCGCUACAGUCUCCUUCAAAAGCUUGCCUGCCAAUCACCAGAAUCCAUCCCAACAGAGUUUGAAGUUAACACCACCUCUACACAACUCAAUAAUCAUAAUCUAGUGGGGUUGGAGCCUUACUCGCGAUACAAGAUCUCAGUUACAGCUGUAAAUGGUGCCAUGCAGAGUGAACCCACGAUCGGCUAUUCAGAUACCGGGCCAGGACCACCGUCCAACAUUACAAAUGUCAGGGUUAAUCCAGAAAGGACGUCUCCAACACGAUUAGGAUUCACUUGGCAACCUUUCAACUGCAGAAAUGUGAAUGGAGUGUUCUGGUACUACCAUGCAAGAAUCUACAAGAAUAGUGUUGGAUAUGUGUGCUGUGAUGGAUAUGAUCAGAGGAUAUACUUGGAUGAUGACAUGUCAUACUCAUCAAUAGAGUUCAAUGGUCUUGAGGCAUGCACCAUGUAUGCACUGAAUAUCAAUGCCGUCAACCAGGCUCCGUGGAAUUCUGGAAAUGUGUCUUAUGCUAUCGGUGUAACAGAAGUAACUUUCACAAGUGCAUCCGCAUUUGCAACUGGGAAUCAACCCAGUCUGACAGUUCAGUGGAGUGUUCCGUCUCAAUGCGAUGUGGAUUACUACAGGGUAUCAUAUCAACUCAUCUCACGUAACGCAUGUCAAGAUGUUCCUGUAAUAGAUGCUCUAGUCUACGAACUCAACGUCACAUCAGGUACCUCAUAUGUCUCCAAAAUCAUUUCAAACUUGGAAUAUUACGCCACUUAUAACAUCUCCAUCAUAGCUGUGAAAAGGAGAGCAGAGAGCCUACCCAUGAUUGUUAAUGGAGACACACUAGAUGGAGACCCCUCUGCUAUCGAAUCAGUGUCAUACACCUCUACUGCCCACUCCUUGCGCUUUGUGUGGCAGGAACUCUCUUGUGAAAGCCUACAUGGUGUUUUUGAUAGCUACGAAUACGAUCUCUAUGAUCCUACUGAUGGGGGUAGAUAUGCUCGGUAUUCAUCGUCCACCCGAAUGAACUUUGUAAACAUAACUGGUCUUGGUGCUUGCACAGAAUAUCGCUUCAGAAUAAGAGUAGUUACUACCCAGUCGAGAAGGAGUGAAUGGCAUAUGAAAAUGGCAAUGACUAAUAUAUCAGCUCCUGGGAUACCAGUUAUUACAGAGCUUACCCCGCAUCAGGAAGACAGUGGCACUAUUGGCCUGAUAGUAUCAUGGCAACCUCCUUCCUCACCUCCAUGCCAGCCUACGCAUUAUGAAAUCAAGUACUAUGUUCUUCAAGGCGAUAUGUGUGAGGAUAACUCGAGGGAUCGCAUAAUGACUUCAGCAGGGACCGUCAAUGGUUCAACGUUUACCUUCAAUGUCCUGGAGUUGCGUCCCAACUCUGAGUACAUGGUGUUCGUGAGAGGCAGAACCAGUAGCGGUUAUGGUGAUUCGGAUUCCCAAUCAGCUAUUACAGGAUAUUCAUAUCCUACUGGUUCCCCAACUAAUAUUCAGUCCGUUCCCAUCAAGAAACGCAGUAUUUUCUUCUCUUGGGAGAAGCCAGAAUGCGGUCAUCGGAAUGGACCAAUCACAAGAUACGAAGUUAUGCUCUCCAAUUCUACAGGAAACGUGGUUUAUCAUGGUAAUGUGUCGGGACAUGAGCACGAGAUAUUUGGCCUCAUCCCCUAUUCAAAUUACAGCAUUAGGAUCAGGGCUUGGAAUUAUGAACUUGCAGGGGAGUAUGGUCCAGCGAUUUGGGCACAGACAGAUGAAGCAAAACCAGCGCCACCAAUCGGAGUAAAGCUUCCAUCUUCCGACCAGGAGAGCAUCACAGUAGAAUGGAUGUCACCGAACCCUCCUCUGGGCAGGAUAAUAGGUUACUACAUUCAAUACUGGGAGACGUUUGGUAAUAGUUCCACGCCCAGAAACGUCAGCAUCCCGUGUCGGGACGGGCUGUGCUCUGACAUUAACUACAGGUUUUCCACAGUUAUUCCCGAUCUCCAGCAGGACAUGAAUUAUUCCGUUCAGGCAAGUGUGAUUCCUGAAGGCAUUUUCUAA
Strongylocentrotus purpuratus (purple sea urchin) is the source of this 3227-nucleotide messenger RNA. Its product is annotated as fibronectin-like. Gene Ontology annotation, molecular function: protein binding. The record is from RefSeq and is a predicted model, not a curated record. Lineage: Eukaryota; Metazoa; Echinodermata; Echinoidea; Camarodonta; Strongylocentrotidae. Bases 519 to 3227 code for a protein of 902 amino acids. The transcript is spliced from 13 exons.